CUUUAUAUUUUAGCAUCGCGUUAUUAAUUUAUUCCUAUUAUAUGUAUAAUGUUUAUAUAAAUAAGUACAUGAACUUUACACAAAUCAUUGUAUCUGAUUUCAUUGGCAUAUUCAACUCUACAUAGUUAUUUUAAAAAAUCUUGAUAAAAUGUUUCAAAUCACAAGACGUAGUGCAAAAUUAUUUAGUACAAAUUUUAGUGCUUUGAGAAAAUACGCAGAUACCCCUAAUGUAUCAACUCUAAAAGGUGGUGAAAAUAUUUUGUAUUUGUCAUUACAAAAAAAAUUUCCUCAAGCCAAAGAAAUUAAAAUCAAAGAUAUUUCAGGUGGUUGUGGUGCAAUUUUUGAAGUAUUUAUUUCGACGACAGAAUUCAAGGGAAUGAGUAUGGUAAAACAGCACCAACUUAUUACCGAAGUUUUAAAAGAUGAAAUUAAGUCAAUGCAUGGAAUACGAAUACAUACAGAAAUACCUGUUGAAAAUAAAAAAUAGAAUUAAUUAAUAAUUAUGUAUAAUAAAAAAAAAAAUAGUUAUUGUAAAAUAAAAAAUGAGUUUUCUGUUGUA
Molecule: messenger RNA, 559 nt
Organism: Acyrthosiphon pisum (pea aphid)
Lineage: Eukaryota; Metazoa; Arthropoda; Insecta; Hemiptera; Aphididae
Gene: Bola3
Product: bolA homolog 3
Cellular component (GO): mitochondrial matrix
Source: RefSeq, marked provisional